Messenger RNA from Guyanagaster necrorhizus, 4280 nucleotides. RefSeq lists its product as uncharacterized. The record is from RefSeq and is a predicted model, not a curated record. NCBI's taxonomy places the organism in Eukaryota, Fungi, Basidiomycota, Agaricomycetes, Agaricales, Physalacriaceae. Bases 42 to 4118 code for a protein of 1358 amino acids. The transcript is spliced from 28 exons.
CUUCGGCACCUCCGAUACCUCAAAGGUCGGACCCCUUGCAGAUGUGGCCCUCUUCCUCUCUUAGUCACAAACGAAACAACAGUGAUACUACGCGUAAUCAGCAAGAUAACAGUACUUCUCUGGAUCUAAUGGGAAGUCUGCGACGGUCCGAACCAUCGGUAGUUAAGACAAGAAACGGAAGCGUAUUGUCUCGGGGUUUCAUCCUAAAGACAGAUUUUUAUCCCUCAGGCCGCGCUCUUGAUUUGGAUCUGAAUGUCCAUGGCGCACCCAACUUUCGUGCGCCCCGUAUCGGCAAUCUCAACGUCUUCGGAGUCGCUCAACCACGAACCCAGGGUCUUAGGGCUAUCCUUUCUAUUCUUAGGUGCACACCAAACGCCAAAGAUGCCUCUCAUGUCGUCUGGUUUUCCACUAGAGAAGAACCCAUUGUAUACAUAUCCGGGAGGCCUUUUGUUUUGCGAGAUGCAUCGGAGCCCAAAAGGACUUUCUCCAUGUCUGACCGCGCUGAAAAUCUCGAAGCCAUCGAGCUCAGAUUGAAGAAUGACAUAUUACAUGAAGCCAGCCAGUUUGGUGGCCUCCUACUUACUCACAAUGAAAUGGCUACUGAAAGCGGAGAAGGCGCCAUAUUGCCGACGUGGACAGCUGUUGACAUCCAUAAUGUCAAGACUUCGCGUGAAUUGUGGAAUUUUAUGAAACAGAGUGGUUGGAAUGUCGAUUAUCACCGUAUACCAAUCUCCCCUGAUCGUCCCAUAGAGGAUAAUUAUCUUGACGCAUAUUUGCGUGUUAUCAAGCAAACUGAUCCUCUGCGAACAUCUUUGGUGUUCUCUUGUGGUAUGGGUGCUGUACGAACGACGUUCGCUAUGGUCGCAGCAUCCAUCGUCCGACGUAAACAACUCAUAUCCAAGGGCUUGCCGGAUCCCUAUGCCGUGAAAGGCUUUCCAAUGGCUAGCAUUCACGGCAGUGGGACGAGUUCACCUUCUAGUCUGGACACCGAGAGCCGACUUUUGCAGUCCAUGGAACAGGCCAAUGCCCAACAGGAGCUUAGUAGAUCGCUUUUAAAGCUCACAUACCUUCUUCAGCACAUCUUGCAGGACAAGAAUUCGCAGUCUGCUACUGAACUCCUUAUCACUAGGCCUACUCUCCUGGAAAACCUACGGAGAGCUCACAUGGGUAACUAUGGUAUCAUCCUUAGCCUAUUGGGUUGUUUAGACCAGGGCCUUCAGGCAAAGAAAUUGGUUGAUCGCAUCAUCGAUGCUGCGGACCACGUUACGAACUUGCGCGAAGACAUCCUUGUGCAUCGUAUCAAAUACUCCCUUAUCAGUAUGGAAGAAGAAAAGGGAGAAGUAUUACUUGAGAAGUCUAGACGGGCAUUAGAGAAAUACUUCUUCAUUAUCGCGUUUGCAAGUUACGUUGAUAGUUCGGAAGAUUUUAGUCAAACUUUCUCGAACUGGCUGAAGGCUAGAAUAGAGAUCUGGAAUCAAGUCAUGUUCUUGCGCAAGUCGAUUGGGACACGAUUGAAUGUGUUUGCACCUGUGAACGAUUUGUCUUCGCUAUCCAAGUCUGGAUCUGCAGGAAGAGCUCUUGUCCCCGGAAGGAAUAACGACGUAGCCAUCGCCGGAGGCCAAAUUCUAGGAGAUGAAUUCUCGACACACGUCAUAAAGCACCGUAGCGGUAUCAUUCUGCGCGAAAGUACAUUGUUGAAGUCCGACCAGUGGCUUAGUCAAGGGCGUUGCAUCGAUGAUGGUGUCCGUGGUGCCAUCAAUUUCAGACGCGUUCCGGGAACAAACAUCUAUGCUUUGGGGCAACCAACCAUCGAGGCAAUCGACGAAGUUGUAGUUCGAAUCAAGGGUGUUCAUCCGUCUGCCCAAAGAAUCAUUUGGAUCACAUUGCGUGAAGAGCCCAUUGUCUAUAUCAACGGAGCACCCUACUGUCUUCGCAGGGAAGGGUUCUCGUUAAGAAAUAUGAAGGACUACGGUGGCAUUUCCGCUUCUCGACUAGAAGUCUUGGAGCAGCGUCUACGAGAUGACGUUAUCUCAGAGGGACAAGCAUUUGGGGGACGUGUACUCCUCCACUCCGAAACUGCUGAUGGAACCGUCGUACCAAUUUGGGAGGAAGUCGAAAGUGAUAAUGUAGUCGUUCUAAAGGAUGUCAUGGCCAGCCGACAGUCGACGCAAGGGGUUGAACUCGUUUAUGAUCGUAUUCCCAUCACUGCAGAGCGACCACCUGAUUUCUCUGAUCUUAGCGAGUUGAUCGAUGUCGUGUUGCGCUCAUCGAGGGACACGCCUAUUGUCGUUAACUGUCAGCUAGGCCGAGGUCGGAGUACGUUGGCCUCGAUCAUCCUCUUACUCAUCCGGCAGUGGCUGGAUUCGCGCCGUACCCCUCAAACGUCUCACUUUAGGCUUCAACGUACUAUCUCUAUGUCGACCAUGUCGCCGAUAGAGCCUACUUCAUCAUCCAAGCAGCGCCAAUCUUACCAGGUUAUCAACAAUCUGCUCCGAGUGUUUAGAAAAGGUUUAGAUGUCAAGAACAUCGUGGACGACACCAUAGACCAAUGCGACGUAUUCUACAAUCUCAGAGACUCUAUUGAAGAGAACCGCAUCAGAGCUGAACAGGCCACAGAUGAGAAACAGAAGAAAUUGCAUACGCAUAAAGCCUUGCAUAACUUAAGGCGAUACUUCGACCUGAUUGUGUUCCAAGCCUAUCUGCAAUCCACGGAGCCGGACACCAUGGACAAUUUUGAAAGUGUGGAGACUUUCGUGAAGAACCGACCCGUCAUCAAGACAUUCGAGAAGGAGCUGCUUGCUGACGGCAUAAAUGCUUUGAAGCCAUUGGAGCGGUCAAACCUCACUCACGGUGUCGCACAUCCUGAUGAGGUCCAUCAAGUCGUCACCAAUCGUUCCGGUAGCAUUCUUUCAGCAUCAACUAUAUUGAAGAGCGAUUUCUUCUCAAAUUUACAGAAGAUGACACUCCCAGAACGAAUCGAAGGGUCACCCAAUUUUCGCAGAAUACCGCUGACACUUUUCCUCUCCUCUUCUGGUGAGUCCACUCCGUCCGCAGAGCAAGACCAACCGUACAUGGCUUCGGACGGAAAAAUGGUGUGUGGGAGUGGCAUGCCAACAGUAGAUGGUUUACGACGGGCACUCAAACGCGUAGAAGCUGGGCCGGAUGGACAUAAUAUGGUUUAUUGGACGUCUCUGCGAGAGGAGCCUGUAAUUUAUAUUGCAGGGAGGCCCCAUGUCCUUCGUCUUGUAGAUAAACCUCUUGAGAACGUAGAAGCGACAGGUGUAACUACAGCCAUGGUCGAAGCCAUGGAACGUGCCUUCAAAAGAGAUGCCCUGCGUGAGUUGAGGGCAGGUAAGGGACGUAUACUGUUACAUGAUGAAGUGGAAGAGAGACCUGGUGUCUUCUCCAUUAUACCAUUAUGGGAAGAGGUGGAAGAGAAGGAUAUUUUGACCCCUCGUGACGUAUUCAAUCUUAUAACAGCGGAAGGUUUCAAGCUUGACUAUGGUCGAAUAGCAAUUACUGACGAGCAAGCUCCCCUACCUGAUGCGCUAUCGUUGCUCUUGGAACGCGUGAAAUCAGGCCUGUCAAAGGCCGGCGAUUUCAUCUUCAAUUGCCAGAUGGGCCGAGGACGAACAACGACAGGGAUGGUGACUGCCUGUUUGAUAUCUACGAUGAUGAACUGGAACAGCGAAGCGAAUGAUAUCUUGUCGCAUGACGAGGCGGUAAAGGUUUUCGAUUCAAUCGACGGCUACUCGGAGGAAGAGGCCUAUAGGCAAGGAGAGUACAAGACGAUUCUUCAACUCGUCGGUGUCUUGUCACGCGGUAAAGUGGCUAAACGUUUAGCGGAUAGAGCAAUCGACCAGAUGCAAGAUGUCCAAAACCUACGAAAGACGAUUUACGAUUACAAGCUGAAGGUUGAUGCAUGCGAGAAAGGCAGUUUGAAGGAGCGCAAACUACGCAGUGUGACAGUCAACUACCUAUACCGGUACGGGAUGCUUAUCGUGUUCGCCAACUACCUCAUCGAAAUGUGGGAGAGGAAGGUUGAGAUCAUCUUCUCAGAAUGGCUCUCCGGGCAUAGAGAAAUUACGAACCUGCUGAGCCGGCGAUCAUUGGACUAAUUUCUUUAAUAUAUUCGGAUGGAUAGACUGGUCUAGAGAUACAGAUUGGCAUGGCAUGACUAGGGUAAACGCUCGACAACAAGAUAUUAGCUCUACAUAUGAUGACUGCUUCCAACCGUUUUGCUUUCUUGUUCACGCCCAGUUGUCAAUAAGCGAAUCGCG